Cyprinus carpio (common carp) is the source of this 2974-nucleotide messenger RNA. Its product is annotated as zinc finger E-box-binding homeobox 1. Lineage: Eukaryota; Metazoa; Chordata; Actinopteri; Cypriniformes; Cyprinidae. The record is from RefSeq and is a predicted model, not a curated record. Gene Ontology annotation, biological process: regulation of transcription by RNA polymerase II; anatomical structure development. Gene Ontology annotation, molecular function: DNA-binding transcription factor activity, RNA polymerase II-specific; RNA polymerase II cis-regulatory region sequence-specific DNA binding.
AGCCUGACACACCAGACCUGCCUCCGAUGACAUCACCAGAGCCGCUGCUGAACGCGACGCGGGGUUGAGCGCCGCUGCAGUCACGCGCUGUAGGGCGCGAGCGAUGCGGAGCGACGCUUCAGUCAUUCACCCGCACGAUCCGUCCGCGCGCUCACCGGGCACAUACGGCCACGACAUGGAAGAGAGAAGCCGAGGAAAGCGGAGGAAACAGGCGAACCCGCGGAGAAACCAAGGUGAGCCGGAGCGCUGUCUGGGCUCUGAGGGCGAGGAUGAGGGCAGUGUUUGGGGGAUGGAGGUCCUGGACAGCAGAGAUGCUCAGGAUAAAGUCAGUCUGACCCCCAGCGAGGGAACGGAGCCCGGCAGUCCCGUCCCGUGUGCGGAGAUCUGGGCCGACACCGAAAGCACACCGCUGAAAAUCACAGCCGCAGACCCCGAACACUGUCAGACUGAUGCUCGUGUGAUGGACGGCGUGCCGCAUUACAGCUCCGUGGUGCAGCUGAGGAAAGUGUCGCACCUGCAACAGCACAACGGAUCUGUGACCUCGUACCAUUUAGAUGACACUCAGGGUGACAUGUCGCCCGUCUGCUGGUCACCAGGAGAACACGGGUCACCCGAGGGCAAAGACGGUGGAGCCUUGAACCCUGACGCCCCACAGACGCCCGUUCAGACGUGUCCUUACUGCCAGCGGACGUACCAUCAUGAGGCGUCUCUGCGAGAACAUGUGAAGUUCUGUCAGGACAGGGAUGGAGGAGACAGCGUGUGUCCUCUGUGUGGAUACAGUACGCCUCACAGCGCUCAGAUGGAGCACCACUUAACCCUCCACAGCCAGACUCACCAAAAGAGCCCCGUGUCUGAGUCCGGUUUGGAGAACAGGAAGUUCAAGUGUAAUCAGUGUGGAAAGGCCUUUAAAUACAAGCAUCACCUCAAAGAGCACCUGCGCAUUCACAGCGGUGAGAAGCCGUACGAAUGCUCGAGCUGUAAGAAGCGCUUCAGUCACUCGGGCUCCUACAGCUCACACCUCAGCAGCAAGAAGUGCCUUAGCAGCGGCACGCCGGGAAACGGAGCUCAUUAUAACGGCCACGCCCACCCGACGUACCUCUUCCCGUCGCCCACGUCGCCCCCUGCUGUCGGCGGGAGGAACAGCAGCCGAGGGAAGAGAUCUCUGUAUGGGCCGCUGGCUCAGUUCCCGCUGGAGUCGUCCGUUCCCGUCCUGAGCCGGUCGUGGGACCCGGCGGAGGAUCUGGCGCUGAGGGCGGGUGUGUUUAAGGGCACCACGCUGCUGCCGCUGCUACAGUCGCGCAGCAAAUUCGAGCAUCUGCUGCAGGAGAUGCUGCGGAGGGAGGUGGGAGACGAGAAACAAGCAAAGAACAACUCUCGGGUGUACGACACCCAGACGUCGCCCACCGCGCGUCACGCGCCCUAUAGAGAGCUCUCGUCGCCGCAGCGAACAUCCUGGCAUUCUGUGCCGCAGCAGAUCCUCGUGCCUUUACCGCCCCCCGCACAGCUGGAUAACCGCUGGCCGAGCGAAGAAAGCGUCAGUCCGACGUCACCCGCUUUACCUGAACGCCAGCAUCUGAUUGGCUCACGCUUCGGCUCUCCUCCCACGCUGGACCAGUCAUUCAACACAUCGCCAUGGCAACCGAACCAUAUUCAAAGCGAACCUUUAGACUUGUCAAUUCCUAAACUGCAUCCGGUCCAUGUCGCACCACGAAAUCCGGUGUGUAACGGCUACUCGCCGCAUCACGACAGACGCGACGGCGAGAGCGUGUUCAGGAGACUGACUCCGCCCUCCCAGCAGCAUGUGGGCGGGGCUUAUGCGGCGUCGCCGCUGUUCAGCAGCACAGUGUUCAGCAGCUUCCCGCUCUUCAAUCACAUGAUCCCCGCCGGUCUGGGACACAACGGUCUGGCAUCACUUCCUCUCACGCCAACCACGCCAAAUCCGGGCUUCCUGUCUCCAGUGGCGUAUAUGGUGGAGGCGGAGUCAGAAUCAAUGCUGAAGAGAAUACAACACGAAAAACAUUCGAUCAUGGCUGAAGCGCUGAAUCGCGGCGGUCUGGAGUAUCUGUGUCUGAUGGAUGAUGGGAUUGAUGGAGAGAUGGUUCCUGGGAGGAAGAGGCUGAGGAAGACGGAGGAAGGACUGUACGCCUGUGACAGCGACAAAACCUUCCAGAAGAGCAGCUCUCUGCUGCGCCAUAAAUAUGAGCACACAGGGAAGAGACCUCACGAGUGUCAGAUCUGUAAGAAGGCGUUCAAGCACAAGCAUCAUCUGAUUGAACACAGCCGCCUGCACUCCGGAGAGAAGCCGUAUCAGUGCGACAAGUGCGGCAAACGCUUCUCGCACUCGGGCUCAUACUCACAGCACAUGAACCACCGCUACGCCUUCUGCAGCCGCGACAGCGACCCGGACGGAGCCGCGGAGGACGCCGAUCUCUACCGGAGCCCCGUCACGGAGCCACACGCCGGGGCCGAGGCUCCCGCUUCAGCGCUGGAGGACAGCGGCGCGUAUCUGAGCGACUCCAGCACGGAGGAGGAGGAGGAGAACACACUCAGCAGACACGCUUAUGAUGAAGAGAUGCGGACGGAGCCGGUUUCCCUGCAGCUGAAGGACAAACCCACAGACGGAGACCAGCAUCAGGAGAGUCCUGCCGAGAACUGAGUGAGACCAGUGCGUACCACAGCGUCCUCUUUAGUGCUCAAACUGUGACACAUCCAAGCGUUUUUAGGCCUAAACACAGACUUGAUUCAUCUGCGUAAUCCAGAGCUUCCCUCGCUGUGAGAGGCACAAACGGAUCUGCAGCGCUACCAGAUUAAUAAAUCAAUCAAUAAAUGCCAACAAUCUCAGAAAACCUGCCAAAGUCAUAGUUCACAUCAAAAAUAACAAUACAAAUGAAAUAUUAAAUUAUAUUUUGCAUAAAAAUUUUUUUUAAUCAUGACAUUUACGUAAUGCAAUUAUUUAUUUUUAAAUUGCGAAAAG